Labrus mixtus (cuckoo wrasse) is the source of this 4342-nucleotide messenger RNA. RefSeq names its product Ras and Rab interactor 1b (gene rin1b). The coding region runs from base 220 to 2601 and encodes 793 amino acids. Lineage: Eukaryota; Metazoa; Chordata; Actinopteri; Labriformes; Labridae. Gene Ontology annotation, cellular component: cytosol; endocytic vesicle. The record is from RefSeq and is a predicted model, not a curated record. Gene Ontology annotation, molecular function: guanyl-nucleotide exchange factor activity; small GTPase binding. Gene Ontology annotation, biological process: vesicle-mediated transport. The transcript has 12 exons.
CUGUGUAUCACUUCAGAUGCUCAGACAGAAUUUAAAAUGCGCUCCUCCGCCUUGUCACCACUGUUGUGCGCAUUUUCUUGACGAGCUCGUGUUCCCACAGCAUGGUGCUCGGACUCAGAUGCUCAGCACUGCUUCUCUCCAUCACCAACCGCUAAACUCUCACGGACACCUAAUUAGAGAGCAGAGCACCUGUCCCCCCCCCCCACCUUCAGAGAAGAGAUGCAGGCGGUGGGCAGUACCCAGAAAUGCUCUCAUCGGGCCUUCAGCGUCCUGGAUCGUCUGCUGAUAACACAUCCUGUGUGGCUGCAGCUGUCACUCAACAAAGACUCCGCCCUCUACAUCCUGCUCAGAGAGCCUGUUGGGACCUUUUUGGUGCGAAAAUGCAGCUCCAGCCAGAGGAAGGUGCUGUGUUUUAGGGUGACAGCCGAUAAAAGUGCCUCCUCUGUAAAGGAGUGCUUCAUCUGUGAGGAGGACUCCACAUUCGCCUUGGAGAGCUCAGCACUCAGCUUCCCUGACCUGUGUCGACUCGUGGCCUUCUACUGCAUCAGCAGAGAUGUGUUGCCCUUCCCACUAGAGCUACCUGAUGCCAUCGCUAACGCCACAACACACAGGCAGCUGGAGGCCAUCUCACACAUGGGACAAGAUUUCUGGAACGGGCCGAGUGCUUCAGAGAUCCAAAAUGGACCAGUGGACCCAGUUCCAUCAACCAGCGGCAGUAGCCAGGGUCCGAAGACAGUGACCCUGGACCAAUGUACCCUGUUGACACAGGGCAGACAGGGCAAACUUUGCUUUAUCAACCCGCUCUUCCUACAGCUGGAGGUUACCAAGCAGCCGCAACUCGUAAACCACAGUGCCUCCAAUAAACGGCACCGCUUCAAGCGCAGCAUGCGGCUCCGGCUCUCUGAGUCCUCCAUGAAUCUGUCGCUCGAGGGGAUUGGCUCCUACUCCCCUCCUUCGUCCUUGGACAGGCCCACGGAGUCGGAUAUGCUGCACAAGGCCGGCUCACACCAUCAGAGAAGAGUCCACCCCGGGGCAGGGGUCCUGAGGAGAACCCCUGCUGUGUCACCUGGCUCUGCAGAAGAAGAGGACGUGGUGUCUGUCCAUGUGCCACAAACAUCUACAAAGAACGAGGAGUCUCCACAGCCCCAGCAGGCCGCCCGAGCAGCGGGGCCAGGCACCGAGGUGUCUGCUCUGGCCCUGGAGCGCCGCCCGGCUCCGUCCUUGGCUGAGCUCGACAGCAGCAGCUCCUUCAGCAGCAUGGACGAGGACAAUGACUCAGAUUCGGAUCCAGAAAGCGUGGCUCGAUCCCACACUUACAUGUACCCGCGCCCGCCACUGGUGCGCGCCAGAGGCCGCGGCGGGCUGCACCGCAUGAGCGAGGCAUUCGUGUGCUUCUUUGCUCCUGAUAAGCGGCUGACGCGACUGGUCGAGGAGCUGUCCAGAGACAGGCGCUCGUCCUUUGGCAGCAUGGUUCAGGACUUCCUCCUUGCACAGAGAGAGGUGCUCAAAAACAUAGCUUCCUCCUCGUCCUCGUCAUCAUCCCGCGUGACCUCAGUGCAGCUCCUGCAGGGUCUGCGCCUGUUUUUGUCCCAGGCACGGUGCUGCCUGCUGGACAGCGGAGAGCUGGAGCCUCCCAUUGAGACACUUGUGCCAGAGAAUGAGAAAGAUCUGGCGUUGGAGCGGGCCAUGUUCUCCUGCGUGCUCAGGCCUCUGCGGUCCCCCCUCGAUAAAGCUCUGGUUGAGUUGCACAAUCAGGACGGCUCCAGCCAGCGUCUCAACCAGAACCUCCUUCACCUGAAGGGAGACGCAGCCAUGGAGCGGCUCGGUGUGAGGACCGGCGUCCCUGACAGCCGCGAGGUGGAGAGGGUGAAGCAGAAGCUCGUCCUGAUGCAGCGUACGCACUCACCCAUCGACAAGGUGCUGCUUCUGCUGCAAGUGUGCAAGUGCGUCCACAAGGCCAUGGGGUCCUUACACGGCCAGGAAGUAAGCUGGGAUGACUUUCUGCCAUCACUGUCGUACGUGAUUGUGGAGUGUAACAGGCCUCACAUCCUGAUCGAGGUGGAGUACAUGAUGGAGUUGCUGGAGCCCUCCUGGCUUGGAGGAGAGGGUGGGUACUACCUGACUAGUGUUUAUGCCAGCCUGUGUCUGAUCCAGAGCUUGGACAGGGAGCAGCCGAUGUCGGGCUGCCUGACUCCAGAGGCUCAGGAGGCGCUCAAAGAGUGGAGCUGCAGACGAAGCCGAGAAGCCCAGAGACAAAAGGAGACCCAGCAGAACCAAAGGUGCGUUCGGAUACUGUUCCAGGACGGGGAGCGGAGCGCCGUGCGGACGUUGCAGUGGAGAGCCGGAGAGACCAGCGAGGCCCUGGCGCAGCUGUGUGCCGCCACCUUCGAAGUGUCCGACCCGCAGCAAUACACCCUGUACUGGCGCAGCGGCGGCGAGAUGCGGGCCCUGCCGCCUCAGGCCCAGCCCCAGGACCUGGCCAGCCACAGCGAGGGAGGCCCGUCGCUCUCCUACCUGAGGACCGACCACGACUUCAGCAAGAUGCGGCGGCUCACCCGAGGUGGCGCCGUGGACCUGAGCGAGUCGGUGUGUGAGGAGUGAGUGGGAGGCAUUGGUGAGGGAGGAAGGGGGAAGGAAGGAGGAGGAGGAGGAGAUGAUGGAUGGUUGCUCUCGCUUUCUCUCUCUCUCUCUUUCUCUUUCUCUCUCUUGUUUCUGUCUCUCUCUCUCCGGCGGUGUGUUGUGUCUCGUCGUGGGUCAGGACUUGUUGUUAAAAAAAACUUCAGCCCUUCUUCAGACCAGGAGCGGACCUUAAACGGUAAACUCUUCCCUAAAUGGACCAACAUGCAGAGCACAGCAGGACCAACACAGGGACUGUUGCCAAAAGUUGUACUGUGCGGCACUCAGUGUGGCUGCUGCUGUAAAGGAGUGUACUGUUUGUGACAUGGAAAUGUUUUAAUAAAUGGAUUUGAUUGUAAUCAGAAACAUGAAAACCCCCCCCCCAGAGUUAUACCAUGAAGGGAUUACAUCAUGUAAACGUGAGGAGGCUCAAAUCCAAAGACUAAUUUUGUGAGACUACUGUUGCCUGGAAACAAAAAACCCACUUCCUGUACGCACAGGAGAAAAGGCAAAUUGUCCACCGUGGUGAUGUAACCCCUUUCGCUGUAUAGUCCUGGGUAAAAUCUUAAAAGACACUUGGAUGUUUUAUUUCUUCACUUUUAUGUGUAAAAGUCUGCAGAUCUUGAUGGAACCUUUUUUUUUUUCUUUUUUUUUGAAUGGUUUGGGUUCAAACCCCCCCCCCCCCCCCCCCCCCCUUUGAAUACAGCUUGACAAAAAAAAAAAAACAUAUUACAGCCAAGACCGAAACCUUAAUGCCAAAGUGACCAAAACAGGUAAAGAGAGGCCAUUUUGUGAUACAACAGGUGUUUACCUUGAAAGAAAUCAGGUUCACAAGGUUUUUAUUUUUAGAAAUCACCCACAGAUACUCUAUUUAUUUUUGCUUUAUGGAGGGGGGAAAAAAAGCGCAGCUCUUCUCCUUUCUCGUGUAUUCUAUUAAGUGUUUUUUGGCAGGUGGAGUAAUGAGCGAGUAGGAGGGAGGUGAUAGAAAAGCAUCAGCUCUCUGAUUUUUUUUUUUUUUUUUCAAAACCAUGUGAGAGGAAAGAGAGGAAAAAAAAAAAAAAGAAAGCAUCACAUCGACACUCCGAGACAACCUGCAACAGAUUUACUGAAUGACUUGCGAAUGUAUUAGGCUCUCUAUUUUUUUGCCUGUCAGAAUUUAAUCCUUUCACGAAACAACACACAUUCAUUUCAUGUUUCCAGCCCACUGCUUUUCAGUUCUUCUGUUUCUCUUGGCCGUGAUGUAAAAUAAAAACUGCGUUACAACCAGACUGAGAGGACAGUCGGACCAACUGGACCAGCACCCGGAGGUGACUGGUUGAAUGUACAUUUUUAAGAAAAGAAGUCACCAGCUCCUGGCGACUCCUGCUGCAAGUCAUCACCACCAGACUGUUCAAUCAGUGUCAUGCUCCACCUUCAUAUUGUGUAUUUUAAAGCUAACUUUUAAUUGUUGGAUUUGUCGGGUAGAUAUCAAACCUAAGUAUGGAUUUUCAACCAGCUGAGGAGGUUCAUUUUGGAGAACUUUGACGUGUUUUUGGACAUUAUUGCAUGCUUUUUUUUUUUUUUUUUUUCUUUUCAUUUUUAACGUAAAGGUUCUGCGAAUGUGGUGUGUGCGUGAAGCAUGUGUUCACUGUGAGAGCUCACUAUUUUCUUUUCAGUGUGGAAACACAUUACUGUAUUUUUUCUGUCAGGUGACUCAGUAUCGCAAUAAAGAAUUGCAAUAUCUGUU